Sycon ciliatum is the source of this 2773-nucleotide messenger RNA. Its product is annotated as N-terminal kinase-like protein. The record is from RefSeq and is a predicted model, not a curated record. Gene Ontology annotation, molecular function: ATP binding; protein kinase activity. Gene Ontology annotation, biological process: protein phosphorylation. Lineage: Eukaryota; Metazoa; Porifera; Calcarea; Leucosolenida; Sycettidae.
UGCAAGCGUUUGAGUUUGGCGAGGCCGGCUCAGCGGUGCUGGCACCGCUUUUCCAGCUUGGCAAGCUUCUCCAGUCGGAUGACUACCAGCGUCAGAUUGUGCCUUGUGUGGUCAAGCUGUUCUCGUCGACUGACCGCGGCACACGCAUUAACCUGCUCCAGCAGCUGGACCAAUUUGUAGAGCAUCUGCAACCGAACAUCGUCAACGAGAAGAUCUUCCCGCACGUUGCUCUUGGAUUCAACGACACCGUGCCCGUCAUGAGAGAACACACGAUAAAGUCGAUGCUAUUGCUUGCCCCCAAGCUCAGCGAGAAAACGAUGAAUGGUGAAUUGUUGCGUCACUUUGCGAAGCUGCAAAUGGAUGAGCAGCCUGGAAUCCGUACAAACACCACCAUCUGCCUGGGCAAGCUAGCACGUCACCUCAACAGUGGAACCCGUCAGAAGGUGCUGCAGUCGGCGUUCAUGCGGGCACUCAAGGACCCGUUCCCGCCGGCACGUCUAGCCAGUCUGCGCGGCAUGGUGUCCUGCGUGGCGUACUUCUCCGACGACGACCUAGCCGUGCGCCUGCUGCCAGCCCUGUGUGUGCUCAUGGUCGACAAGGACAAGACUGUCAGAGACGCGGUCUUUGAAGGGGCCUCGGUGUUCAUCCAGAAACUGGAGGAGUCGUCAAGAACGCGUGGCGCAGCAGCACCAGAUGAUGCUAGCGCUGCAGCUGCUGGUGUUGGAAGUUCCGGGUUGGCAGCAGGUGCCUCAGCGGCAAGCUGGGCUGGCUGGGCAGUGACCUCCUUGACGUCCAAGAUCUACAGGUCCGACGGCACAUCCAUAGACGGUGGUGCUGCUGCUGGUGGUGGAGCUGGUGGUGUGCCAAUUGCUGCCCAGUCUCAGUCAUCAGCUGGCAUGGCGAGCACAACAGCACAGGCCAAGCCACCACAGCCAGUAGCCACUGCUGGUGGCAAAGGACGCGCGGACUCUUCAAGAGUGCAGGCAGCGCACAGCUCUGUUGCAGGCCAUGCUGAAGCUGAUACCGGUUGGGAUGACGACGAUGACGAAAGCUGGGAAGCCAUUGAGGAUAGUUUUACUGCAUCUGCACCGGCGAAGAAGUCAGCUCCGUCGUCAUCAUCAUCUGGACCAACAAAGAGCAAUGUUGGAAGUUCCGCAAAGAGGAAAGACAGUGAUGGCGGUGGGAAUGAGAGCGAUGGCUCUGGUGCUUGGAACGACGAUGAUGACUGGGGAUCGUUUGGUGGAUCAUUCGAUAGUCCCGCGGCGAAGAAGACUACUUCAACAAAGGGUGCAAGCACAAGCAACGCCAGCACUCAUGCGUCAAGAAAGGCAGACAGUCACCAGCCACCGCCAGCCAGCAGUAGAGCGAAGUUGGGUGGAAUUGGUGGAUCACAAGCGUCAAAGCCAGCAGCGACCUCUACCAAGGCGGCAGCAGCAGCAACAACAGCAAAUAGCAACACGGACAGCACUGUGAGUGGUAGUGCCGGUGGCAGCAGCGGUGCCACUGCCACCACCACUGGGGGUGGUGAUGGAUGGGGCGACUCUGGAGAUGGCUGGGGUGAUGAUGACGACGACGCUGACUGGGGAACAGCUAUAGAUAGUGCGCCGACCAAACCUGCUGCUAGUUUAGGCGCAACAAAGUCCAAGAAAGACGGCUUAGGCACCAGUGCGGCUAGCGGCAGUGCUAAGGCAAAGAAGGGCGCAAUGUCAUUAUCGGCCAGCAAGCCAACAUCAAGUGGCUCCAGCAUGGAUGGCUUUGUGAAAGAUGACUCCAUGCCCACCGCUGCAAGCCUCUUUGCAGACACGUCUUCCAGCAAAUCAGCCGCUAAAACGAAAUCCUCUGGUACGGCCAUGGUGAAACCAGCGGCUGCUGCUGCUUCUGCGGUGACGACGACUACUGGCGAUGGUAAUGGGGGUGAUGACGGCUGGGGUGACACUGGCGACUGGGGAGACCUUGGAGAUGGCGAUUGUCCCACCGCUCGGUCCACUGCAGCUACAGCAUCUCCAUCUAGUGACACAGCAGCUGUGUCCAGUAGCUCCACCACCGCCACCACUACUGCAGAGAAGAAUGCGCUCCGUGAGCAGCGUCGUGCAGAGCAGCGCAAGCGCCAAGAAGCAGCCAAAGCCAAGCGGGCGGCAGCUGCUGGGGCUGGCAAGCCGAAACUUGGUGGUGCCAUGAAGCUCGGUUGAGCUCUCCAAGCGAAAUAUCCCGCUGACUGGCUUUAUCUUAGAAUUAAUUUAUCUCUAUUUCCACUCAUCAUGAUGUGAGUAUGCACUCCCCCCUCCCCCCCCCCCUCCCUUACUUAUUGUUGAAGAUGUUCGAGUGUUUUGCUCUUGUUCCGUCUUCAUCGCUUCUUCUAACGUUAUAUUUUGCAGUAUUCCUUCUCACUUUAGUUUCCCACUGCAAUAAUUAUGUGAACGAUAGUUUAUUCUGUUGAACUACAAUAUUCCGUUUUACAUAGGACUCUGAAUUGAAAGCGACCCGGUUUUGCUACUUUUCAAAUUCUGGCAACUGCUGUUUUCCGUCUGGUCGUUCUAUGGGCCUUUGAGCUACUGCUGCUACUAAUGCUAAUGAUGUCACGGCUGCUGAUGAUGAUGUCACUGCUUUGCUGCUGUCUCUCCACGUACACACAACCCAACCCAUGCAGGUCAUGGCCGAAUAGGUCUGUGUCAGCUGCAGGCUUGCUAUUUUUUUAAACAAUUUUGCUGGUUUUAGCACUGUUCAUAUAUCUUGUGUUUCAUCCACAUCAACUUUCCAUCAUAUCUUCUAAGGA